AUGUUAAGAGAAGUGCUGGCCAUUUGUUUUUGGGCCAUCUGCCCAUUGUUACUUUCAGCCUACGAGGCUCCUGAAGAUAAGGAGGACAUAUUUGCCAGCAGGGCCUGUCCUGCAUUUCUUGUCUUUGACUCUGCUGCCUUCCUAGCUGAUAUGACCAUUGAACUUCCUUGUCACUGUAAAUCAGAGGAGACUCAUUCAGUGGUAUGGUACUAUCAAAAACAAGUUGGCUCCAUGAACACCAAAGUCCUCACAGACUUUGAGGGCACUACGGUGGUGGAAUCAUCCAAAGUUGGCAGAGGGUCCGAUCUGCGUAGUCGCUUUUCCAUCCGUUUGUUCAGUCUUCUCAUCUUCAGGGUGCAGAAAGCUGACUCAGGGCACUAUAUCUGUGGCACGGCCUCUGGUGAAUUCUUCUACGGCUACGAUGUUGAUGUCCAGGAGGUCCAUAAAGUUUUAUUUCCCUGGAACGUCAAACAAAGGACUCAAGUACAAGAAGCAGAGCUCAUCAGCAUAAAAACUGAAAAGUUUCAGGUGUUCACCAGGUAUGGGCCAUGGUCUAAAUGUGACCGCUGUGACAUCCGGGGGGAGCAUAUGCGUGUAGGACUUUGUUACAUCAAAAGCAUUUACCUCCAUGUACGUUAUCAGCGUGAAUCGGACACAGAGGCUCCCUGUGGUUCCUCAGCCGUUCCCCAACAGUUUGGCCUUUCUGGUAGUAGCUACGGAGCCGAACUUGAGGUGAGGAACUGUCACACCCCCUGUCCUCCAAAACCUACGACAUCUCCAGAGAGACAAGCUCUGCUGAAGUUCCUUGAGUCUGACGAUCGAUCUUCUUCAGGUGUCACCAUCCACUUUCACAACCACCCCACAGACUCUGAUCUGAUCUUGACCUGUCCUGGUGCCAAACCGCAGUAUGCUGUUGCCUGGGAUAAAGGUUCAGCACCGCUUUACCAUUCUCAGUAUAUGGAGGGACUGAAUAAGACGUCUCGUGUCUUCAUUGACACCGGUCACCACCUACACUUCAGACCCGUGCGGCUGGAAGACAAAGGCUCCUAUUUCUGCUGGCUCCAAGGAGAGCUGGCUGCAGAGAUCAGAUUGGGGGUGUAUUUGCGCCUGGGACGUUUGCGUCAAAUCUCGGACCCAGAGUCUGUCUAUGCGCUACAAGUUAUACUUGCUUGCUACGCUGGCAUUUCUGCUAUGUUUCUCCUCACUGUGAUAGUCAGAUUUAUUUGGCAGAUAAGCAAGGAAGAAACAUCUGUAGAUAUUAACUUGAAUUUGCUGUAGUUAUACUGAUGCACAUUUAAUGUGAAGUGCAAGGUGAAAUUUAAUAAAUAUGCUGCUUAAUGAAUUUUCUGAAUUUGAAUGUUUUUGUUUUUUAACAGAGAGUGA
This is a messenger RNA of Onychostoma macrolepis, 1383 nucleotides long. Its product is annotated as Ig-like V-type domain-containing protein FAM187A. NCBI's taxonomy places the organism in Eukaryota, Metazoa, Chordata, Actinopteri, Cypriniformes, Cyprinidae. Bases 1 to 1278 code for a protein of 425 amino acids. The record is from RefSeq and is a predicted model, not a curated record. The transcript has a single exon.